Molecule: messenger RNA, 855 nt
Organism: Notolabrus celidotus (New Zealand spotty)
Lineage: Eukaryota; Metazoa; Chordata; Actinopteri; Labriformes; Labridae
Product: histone H2A
Cellular component (GO): nucleosome
Molecular function (GO): DNA binding; protein heterodimerization activity; structural constituent of chromatin
Source: RefSeq, a predicted model, not a curated record
AGCAGUGAACUAUUACGUAAAGGUUCAGGCUUAUCCUGACUGCGUUUCGCAGGGUACGGUUUUGAUCCAUAACAACAUCUUGAACAAUCAUGUCUGGUAGAGGAAAAACCGGAGGCAAAGCCCGAGCAAAGGCCAAAUCCCGGUCUUCCCGGGCUGGACUCCAGUUCCCAGUGGGUCGUGUUCACAGACUGCUGCGCAAAGGCAAUUAUGCAGAGCGUGUAGGAGCUGGAGCUCCGGUGUAUCUGGCUGCCGUGCUGGAGUACCUGACCGCUGAGAUCCUGGAGCUGGCAGGCAACGCAGCCAGGGACAACAAGAAAACCAGAAUCAUCCCCAGGCACCUCCAGCUGGCCGUGCGCAACGACGAGGAGCUCAACAAGCUGCUGGGGGGUGUGACGAUCGCUCAGGGAGGUGUGCUGCCCAACAUCCAGGCCGUCCUCCUCCCCAAGAAGACGGAGAAACCUGCCAAGAGCAAGUAAAAGACUCCCCGCAGGCCCGGGCUCAUUCGCGGCCGCUCUUUCCAUUACGGUGUUUGUUUUUUGGAUCUCAAACCUUCACAUAGGAGAAGCAGUGUUCGGUGUUGUUGUUUCUACAAUGAAAACAGACACUGGCUUCUCGUCGGGACUAUUCAUAGACUGCACAGUGCUGUUGUUGGCUCUGGAAAAUGGAGGCGCUUUCAGAGGGUGAUGAAUGCAGUGGAAAAAACACAUUCUUAAUAUGGACCAAUUUUAAAAGGAAGGAUUGUUUUAGUUCCGCAGUGCUGCUUUAAAAUGUGCACAUUUGUUACAUUGUUGUGUUGUUUAUGUCAUGUUGGUGAAUAAAUGCUCUGUAGCCCUUUGGCUCAGUGCGUAACAUUCA